CAAGACAUAUUGCGUCAUACUAGCGCUCAUGCUGUGUAUCCUUUUGGUGCACGUGCACGUAGUAGGAUUUUAACCUAAAAUGUAUUAUUAACUAACAGAUCUAUAAAUAGUUUGUAGAAGAUAGAUAGAAAGAGAUAUUUAACGGCCAUUGAUACGUGAAAUAAAAUGGCAACUGGUAUAUUUGACAAUUCACCAAGAGAGAUGCAGUUGAUUAAUUCUGUAGACGAUACAGAUGCCAAAGAGGAAUAUAAUAAUGUUGAAAAAAUAAGACUGAGAAAAGAAUUGGGACUAUUGGAAGGUGUUGCCAUUAUUUUAGGAAUCAUAUUUGGCUCGGGCAUAUUUGUAUCCCCGAAAGGUGUAAUACAAGAGGUCGGAAGCGUAGGAGUUUCCUUGAUUAUAUGGGUAUUAUGUGGACUAUUGUCUAUGAUAGGAGCAUUGUGUUAUGCCGAGUUAGGCACAAGUAUACCGCGCAGCGGCGGAGAUUAUGCUUACAUUCAUGAAGCCUUUGGUGCUUUGCCAUCAUUUUUGUAUCUAUGGGCUGCCAAUCUAAUUUUUGUGCCUACAACCAAUGCUAUAAUGGCAUUAACCUUCGCGCAAUAUGUUCUACAACCAUUCUUUCCAAAUUGUUCUACGCCGGACAAUGGUAUAAGAUUAAUUGCAGCUGUAACUAUAUGUUUCUUGACAUUCGUCAAUUGUUAUGAUGUAAAAGAAACAACAAAGAUGCAGAAUAUAUUUAUGUUUGCCAAAAUUGCCGCUUUAGUGAUUAUUAUUAUAGCUGGAAUAUCGUGGUUGUGUAUGGGACAUACAGAAAACUUUGAGAAUGCUUUUGAAAAUACAAAUACAGAUCCUGGAAAAAUUGCAGUGGCCUUUUAUUCUGGAAUAUUUUCAUACUCUGGAUGGAACUAUUUAAACUUUAUGACUGAAGAAUUGAAAAAUCCUUAUGUAAAUUUACCACGCGCAAUUUAUAUAUCACUGCCUUUAGUCACAUUAAUCUACGUACUAGCCAAUGUUGCCUAUCUGUCAGUUUUGACGCCAACCGCGAUGAUUGCUUCGGAUGCGAUUGCAGUAACGCUUGGAGAUCAACUUCUUGGAGUUAUGGCAUGGGUUAUACCUGUUAUGGUUGCUAUUUCCGCAUUUGGAGGAUUAAGCGUUCACAUUAUGACUUCUUCCAGAAUGUGUUUUGUUGGUGCCAGAAAUGGACAUUUUCCAUCUAUGCUUAGUCAUAUCAAUGUAUCAAGAUUUACUCCUACACCUGCUUUAGUAUUCCUGUGUAUAUUGUCAUUAAUAAUGUUAUGUACGAGUGACAUAUUUGUAUUGAUAACAUAUUGUAGCAUAGUGGAAUCUUUCUUCAUUAUGUUAUCUGUAGCUGGUAUUUUAUGGCUCCGAUAUAAAAAACCUAAUAUGAUUAGGCCGAUAAAGGUACCUUUAUGGAUUCCUAUAACGUUUGUAGCAUUAUGUGCAUUUCUGGUAUUGGUGCCCUGUUACGAAAGACCUUACGAAGUUGGUAUGGGUAUUUUAAUAACAUCCUCCGGUAUUCCUGCUUACUUCAUGGGCGUUACAUGGCAAAAUAAACCAAUUUGGUUUCAAAAAAUUAAUGUCAAAGCCACUCAUAUCAUACAAAAAUUAUUUCUGUCGGCGAGAGAGGAGGCAGAAGAUACGGAAUAAGGAAAUCGUGUUCAUCUUGGUAAAUAAAAGAAGAAGAUACGCAAGGUAUAUAAAAACGGUCCUUGAUUUUUAGCAGCUAGUUCUUUUCUUUUUUUUUUCUUUUGUUUUUCUUUUCUUUUUUUUUUUUUUUUUUUCUUUUCCCUUCCAGUCGGUCAUAUUCGAUCUCAGACAUUACGGCGAAUAAGUGAUGAUAAACAAAAAGAGACAUCGUACAGUUUUUCCUUAAAACUUGAUUGCAAUAAAAAGUUUGCGAAAGAUCAAGCUGUACGCUUAUCUCAUAAUAUUGAUGAGUAGAUCUGAAUUUCAAUUCUUUUUCUUUUUUUUUUUCUUUUUUCUUAUUUUUUUUAUAUGCUUUUAUAUGUAUUUUCAAUAUUUGUCUCGAAUAAUAAUGAUCUUUUGAUGCAGCAUAUAACGAAAAGAAACAAUUACUUUUGAGACUGAAUUUCUUUUUUCUAUAAACAUUAUACUUUCUCAACAUGAUUAUUCAAUAGAUGUUUAAAUAAAAAAAAAUUUUCUACAAUGGAUAUACAUAUAUUUCUGUAAUAUAUUAUUCCGUACGUAUGUAUAAACAUUUCGUAUUAUUAAUGUGUUAUAUUUUCUAUCCUUUAAACGAAUAUAGUAUUGCUUUUAUGUAUACCAUAGUUAUUAACAUAAAAAGGAUUUUAUUAAAUUCUACUAACAAUAUUUAUGAUUGUACUUACGUAGAUUGUACGUAAUAAGAUAAAAUACGACCGCUUUUAAAGUUCACAGAUUUAAUAAUUACAUCGCAAAGGUAUAAGAAUGUUCAUGAAAUACAUACGUUUAAUUAUUAUUGUAUCUACUAUUUAAUUUAUUGCUCGUUGAGGAUUAAAAAUUUGACAAUUUUUUAUACUAUUUAAGAUGUGGUUAUCUUCACUGUGAUAAGAAUAAUAAAGUAUUUUAUAAUCAUACCAAAGUAAUUUUCAAUCCAAAGGGACUUGUGUAAGUUGAGAUUAUGAAUUAAUAUUUUAUUAUAAUUUUAUUGUAAUAUAUACAUAUACAUACAUGUGUAUAUGUACACCACACACACACACACACACACAUGUAUAUAUAUAUAUCAAUUGUGUACAAUUGAGUACGGUUAACUAAUAAAAAGAAAUAUUCCUUUCUAAUACAUUAGUCGAUUAAAUUUGUAAUGUAAGGGGAGAAAAAAGAACUGCAGAGUCCUUCGAUCGAGAGCAUAAGGAACUUUCCGCGGUUGUGCCUUUAAAGUAAAAAAUAUAAUUAUCGAUUAAAUUGCAAGUUUAAUUUCUAUGAAACUUAACCAUCCCAUAUGGAUACAAGCGCACGAACGUAGUCGGAGAGAUUGCACGAUUCUACGAAAAAAUAGUAAUAUAUCUUUGUUUACGAAAGAAAUACUUUAAUAGAGUAUGACGAGAGUUACGCAUAAACUUAAUCAAUAUGGAAGCAAUAGUUUAACUAAACGUUAUAGAGAAUUGGAUCGCAUUAUUGAAAAAAGAGGAGAAAAAGAGAUAUUGUUACUU
Molecule: messenger RNA, 3167 nt
Organism: Vespa mandarinia (Asian giant hornet)
Lineage: Eukaryota; Metazoa; Arthropoda; Insecta; Hymenoptera; Vespidae
Gene: gb
Product: solute carrier family 7 member genderblind
Biological process (GO): amino acid transmembrane transport
Cellular component (GO): membrane
Molecular function (GO): L-amino acid transmembrane transporter activity
Source: RefSeq, a predicted model, not a curated record